AUUUAAUGAUUUUUUUUCUCAGCAUGUUUACAUGCAAAAUAAUUUGAUUUACAUAAUAGAUGAAUGGUACAAAUGAUAUGUUGUAUAUAAUGAGACCAUUUUCAGAUGCAGGAUUACAAACACCAUUUUCAGAUUUCAGUACCAAACACAUUAAAUCUCAAGCCAUGCCAAACAUGAGCAACAAUAGGAUCCUAUAAUAUACAUUUUUGUAAAGUACUAUUCUUGUUUAGGACUCAAGUAGAUAUACCCAUUAUCAAAAUGAGAAAGUGAUGUCAAAGGUCAAAGAGAAUCUGAUGUGUUACCAAAUAUUUCAGACUAUCUCAUGGUACAGGACAAGCCAAUCUCCAUGACAAAAUUUUGAUCAUUAAAAAAAUUUUCAGAGUUAAUAAAAUGAGAGCUGCUGGUGUUGGAAUCAUUCAAAUUGUUCAACAAUUAAAACUUGCACCUACAAGAGUUAAAAGAGCACUUCUGACAUCUCAAGUCUAUCAGACGAAGAGUUUUAGUGCCACACCGCAAUGUUAUAUAUCUAAAAUACAGAAUGAAGAAAAAGUAUUCUCUGAAAAUGAAAUGAUACAUGUAAUAAAUGAAAAUGGCAAUUAUAUGAAAUAUCCAUGGUUGUGGCUACGUGAUAAUUGCCAAUGCAAAACAUGUUUCAACCCACAAAUGCAAUCUCGUACUAUUGAUUGGAAAUAUUUUGAUACUUCUGUCCAUCCAAAAUCAUACUCUAGAAGCAAAGAUUUGGUGAAUAUAACAUGGUCUGAUGAGCAUGAAAGUCAAUAUUCACUGAAAUGGUUACAAGAGAGAGAGUUUGUACCUGCUACUCAAAAGAAAUGGUUGACACAAGUUUAUCGAUUAACCCAAGUUCCUUGGAAUGCUGCAAAUUUUUCACAAGUUCUUAAAAGAUUUCAGUACAGCAACCUCAUAGAAAGCGAAGAAUUUGUGGUACGAAAUAAGCCUGAUACAACUAAUUUGGCAUAUCUUGCUGUACCCCUGCAAAUGCAUACAGAUAUGCCAUAUUAUGAUUACAAACCAGGGGUAAAUAUGCUUCACUGCAUGGAGCAAACAACAGAAGGUGGAGAGAACCAAUUUGUAGACUGCUUGUAUCUCAGUCAGUUGUUGAAAGAAACUCAACCAGAUAUCUACAAAACAUUAUCAACAGUGCCUGUGGACUGGUCAGAUAUUGGAGAAGAGAAAAAGGAUGCAUUUCACACUCUCUAUCGAGCACCUGUUAUUUGUGAAGAUAAAUUGGGUCAAUUUGCUCGAGUCAAUUACAAUCAAUGGCAAAGGGAUUCACAUUUUAAUGUUCCAUUGGAAGACGUCAUCUCUUGGUAUAAGGCUAAUGCAAUUUUUACAAAAGCCCUUUAUGACCAAAAGAAUAUGGUACAACUGAAAACCAGACCCGGAGAAAUUGUUACCUUUGAUAAUAUACGACUUGUUCAUGGACGAAGUGGAUACUCUGAUUCAGCAAAUAAUGAGCGAUACAUUAUUGGUUCAUAUUUGGAUUGGGAUAUUGUUUCAGAUUAUAAUGUUAAUGAGAUGAUGAAUGCUAUAUUCAUUCAGAUUGUUUCAUUAGCUUCUAAAAAUACUACAAUAAGAAAAUUACCUCAAAUUUACAGGAAAAACCAUGUUUCAAAUUUACCUAAAAUGUUAGUAAAAUGUUUACACAAUGGUAACAUCCCACAACCUCACUCACAUGAGAAUAACAAUGGUAUAAAAGCAAAAGUAAGUUCUAUUGAUGAAGUAAUUCAAGUUCAAAGUGCAGAUGGAAAUGUACUAAAAUAUCCUUGGAUAUGGCUAAGAGAUAACUGCCAAUGUUCUUCAUGCUUUAAUCCCAAAUUACAGUCACGGACUAUUGAUUGGCGCACUUUUGAUAUUACUGUUAAUCCUAAAUCACUUCAUAUCAAUAACAAUAUUUUGAGCAUCCAAUGGUCUGAUGGCCACUGCAGUGAGUUUACCCUAAAAUGGCUACAUGAAAGAAGUUUUACCAAAGAUAAACAAGAAAAAUGGUUAAAUGAUGUCUACAGACUUCCCAAAAUUCCUUGGUCUGCAGCUGACUUUCCGAGUGUUUUGAAGAAAUUUGAUUAUUCUGAUGUAAUACAGAGUGAUUCAUAUUUGUAUGAAUGGCUGAAAGCAUUGGCAGAAUAUGGAGUGGCGAUAGUGGAGAAUACACCCAUUCAAGAAGAUCAGCUGCGUAAAUUAGCUAAUCGUGUUUCCUUCAUUAAACGAACACAUUAUGGAGAGGAAUUUGAGGUUCGCAAUAAACCAGAUACAACAAAUGUAGCAUAUCUCUCUACACCUCUUCAAAUGCAUGCAGAUCUUCCUUACUAUGAAUACAAACCUGGAGUAAAUCUGUUACAUUGCCUUGUACAAACUACAGGAGAGGGAGGAGAUAAUUUACUGACUGACUGUCUACAUGUGAGCAAGAUAUUGAAGGAAUUUCAUCCAGAAGUCUAUAAAAUUUUGUCUACUACAUUGGUUGAGUGGUCAGAUAUUGGUGAAGAGAGAGGGAUGAAAUUUUUUAGUCUUUACCGAUCUCCAGCAAUAUGAAAGGAAAAUAUUUCUUACAGUGAAGACAGAUGGGGACAAUUUGCUCGAGUGAAUUACAGCCAACAACAGAGAUAUUCACAUUUUUCAAUUCCAUUGGAGGAUGUGAUACCUUGGUAUAAAGCUCAUGCAACUUUCACUCAAGCCCUGUAUGAUCCUAAAAAUAUGGUUCAAUUCAAAACAAAACCUGGAGAUAUUUUGUCAUUUGACAACAUUCGUUUAGCACAUGGACGAACUGGCUACACAGAUACAAAAAGUAAUGAACGCCAUCUAAUUGGAGCUUAUUUGGACUGGGAUAUUGUUUAUUCCAGAAUCCGAACUCUUAAAAGACAACUUAAUUUAAUUUAGGGCUCUUUUCAAUAGGGCUGCCUUUUAAUUCUGUUGGUGAUGUAAUUGGUAAUUAGCUACCAGAAAAUCACAGCUGAAACAAAAUCAUCUCUUAGUGCCAAACAUCAUGGCAUGCCUACUCCCUUACUCAGGAGCAUCCAGAAAAAACAAAGAAGCCUGGUAGAUCUGCGAAGACCCCUUAUUUAAAACAGAAGUUCCACCCCCUCCCCCAUACAUAAACAAAAUGUUUGGAGCUCCAAUUAAGUUGGAGCCUGGGGCAAGUAGCCAGCAGCCUGCUCUUCCCCUUGUGGGCCCUGCACUUACUAUAUGAGGGCACUGAUGCCCUCUUUAGUUCAAGAAAGUUAAAUUAUGAUGUUGCCCUCAUCACUUGGCUACUACUGCAGAACCCUGGAAGUUUUACCUCCAAGAAACUUGUUAACAGGCUUUGUGACCUCAUGGAGCUAAUAGUACAUUAUUCCAUUACUUCCUUCUAGAUCAGUAACGGGUAGACUGAAGCGAACAUUUGUGUUUUUUCUGUGUACAGAAGAAAUGUCUAAAUAUGAAUCCAGACAUUGUAAAUAAUUUCUACUGAAUUUGGUGAAAGUGAUAAUAGUGAAGCUAAGUAAAUUCCUUUAUCUCGUUAUAUCGUACCUAAGUUAGUCAAAGUGAAUAGUAAAUAACUUUGUCUUUUGCAAAUCCUAAAGACAAUUCUUUUUUUUAUUUUACUCAAUUCAUUCAAAAUAAUUACCAAAUGUACUGAUCCAAAGAUAGAUUCAGAUGCUCAUUUGAUUUUUGUUCAAUAAAUAACAUAUUUUUUGUAUUUUCUAUAUUAUAUAAACAAAUGUCUAUCAGAUAUUAUUAAUUUUUAAAUAAUAAUAUAAUUCUAAUAAUUAUUUAAACAUAAAGAUUUCAAUCAAUUAUUUGCCAAAUAAACCAAGGAAGGGUAACAAAUAAAAAUAAAACUAAUUUAAAAAUAGAACUACUAAGCGUAAACCACAAAGUGUCAAAGAUAAAGACUUUGACAGAUUUCAUGAUGUAAAUUCAUGGCAUACAUAUAUGCCAUUUUAUUAUACAUUAAAUUGGGCAUUUAUUUCCAAAAUUUUCAGUUCUUUCCAUUUCCAGGGAAUUUUUGUUUAUUCUCUUAAAAUUAAUUCCCACAUGAAAUACCUGUAUACUUUUCUCAAACAAAUAGAAUGAGUUAUAUACUCAAAUUCACAAGUAAUAGGUAAACAAACAUGAAAUUUAUUGCAUUAAAAUGAUGGAAAGAACUGAAAAUUUUGGAAAUAAAUGUAUAAUAAAAUGCCCAAUAGUAACAAUGCAAAUGUCAAUUUAAAAACAAACAAACAAACAAGUACAAUUCCAUUUAUUCAACCUCCAGCCUAGGGCAUCAAAGAGGUGAAGUCCAUCCCUGACCAUACUACCAUUCUCUUUUAGACUACUGAAUAAAACAAUACUUCAAAAGUAAAAUGUUUAUAAUAAUAAACUAUAGUUUAAUAGUGUGCAUGUUCUGUUAACGCAACACACAGUGUUAAUGUGUUUUUAACAAGUGUUUCAACAGCACAUACUCUCUUGCAUUAUUUGUAAUGGUUUCACAAUGUAUACUACAUGAACCUGUACAUUUGGAAAGAGUUUCCAACCAGCAAAACACACUGGAAUUGAAACUCAGAUUCUUAGAGUUAGCACACCAUUCACAUUACCCCCUACCCACUAGCUUCACAGGGAAACUCACCUUUUCUGACACUUUAAAAGAAGUUGCACAUAUCAUUUUCAAAUAUUUAGAAACUUCAAUUAUAAUAUUUCAAAAUUUAGUUUUAAAGAUUAGAUUUUAAGUUAAAAAA
Messenger RNA from Gryllus bimaculatus (two-spotted cricket), 4709 nucleotides. Lineage: Eukaryota; Metazoa; Arthropoda; Insecta; Orthoptera; Gryllidae. The record is from the annotation of a GenBank genome assembly.